AUGCUGAUUCACCCCAAGCACCAGGAGGGCGCUACACGCCAGGUGAAGGAUAGCGCGAACGACAGCAAGCCCGGUGUGAAGGCCCAACAACAACAACAACAUGCAGCCGUGCAAGACCCCGAGGCCCGUGCCAAGCUGCGCCGCGUGGUGGCGGGCGUGCUGACUGGGGUAACCGAGCGCUUCCUGUCCCACCCCGUCGAGACGUGCAAGGUGGUCCUACAAAACACACCAGCCUCCGCCUCAGCCGUGCAGGUCAUCUCCUCGCGAUGGCGCGACAAGGGCCUCGCCUCGUUCUACCGCGGCAUUGUGCCGAGCACCCUGGGCCGAGGCCUCCAGACUUCGCUUCGCUUCCACGUUACCGAGACGGUGACGCAAAUGACGGGUCCGGGUACAUGGGGCAAGUACCUGGGCGGCCUCGUCGCGGGCGUGAUCGACACCUUCGUGAUGGCGCCCAUCGAAAGCACCAAGACCCGAACACAAGCCAGGGGAGUGCCGUGGCUGACCACCUUCCGAGACACGUGGCGCAACGACGGAUUUCUGGGAUUCUACAGGGGCAACUCGGCGACGCUCCUUCGGCAAACCGGCAAUCUGGGCCUUCGCUUCGGCAUCUUCUUCCACAUCGAGAGCGUGCUCCAGAGCCAUUUCGCGUCGACUUCCGACGCUCGGCCGCCCACGUGGAUCCCGUUGGCUGCUGGAGCGACGGCGGGCGCCAUCUCGGCCUACAUGACCAACCCGUUGGACCUGAUCAAGACCCAGGUGCAGGCCUACUCGGGCGCUGAUCCCAACAAGCGAAAGCUGCGGGUGAUGGAGGCCAUCCGCAAGAUCAACGCCCAGGACCAGGGACUGUGGCGCAAGUGGUUCCGAGGCGCGUGGCCGCGGGUGGCACAGCAAACCCCGUCGGUGGCGGUCCAGUUCUUCCUCUACCGAGUCUACGAGCAGAUGCUCGCCCGCGUCUACCCCGAUGCACACCACGCUGCUUCGUCGUCUUCGUCGUGA
Acanthamoeba castellanii str. Neff is the source of this 996-nucleotide messenger RNA. Its product is annotated as carrier superfamily protein. The transcript is spliced from 7 exons. Lineage: Eukaryota; Discosea; Longamoebia; Acanthamoebidae. The coding region runs from base 1 to 996 and encodes 331 amino acids. The record is from RefSeq and is a predicted model, not a curated record.